This is a messenger RNA of Nycticebus coucang (slow loris), 2168 nucleotides long. RefSeq names its product keratin 4 (gene KRT4). The transcript is spliced from 9 exons. NCBI's taxonomy places the organism in Eukaryota, Metazoa, Chordata, Mammalia, Primates, Lorisidae. The record is from RefSeq and is a predicted model, not a curated record. Gene Ontology annotation, biological process: intermediate filament organization; keratinization. Gene Ontology annotation, cellular component: keratin filament. Gene Ontology annotation, molecular function: structural constituent of skin epidermis. The coding region runs from base 76 to 1671 and encodes 531 amino acids.
GGGCUCCAGCAUUCACUGGCCUGGCCCCUCUCGCUUCUCUCUGAUCGCUCCCAGUUCACUCUCCUCUCUGCAGCCAUGAUUUCCAGACAGCAGGGUGUCCGAGGCGGGUCCCGAGGCUUCAGUUGUGGCUCUGCAGUUGUAGGUGGGGGCAGGAGGGUUGCCUUCAGCUCAGCCUCCGUGUCUGGGGGUGCAGGCCGCUGCUCUUCCGGGGGCUUUGGCAGCAGGAGCCUCCACAACCUUGGAGGGAACAAGAGCAUUUCCAUGAGUGUGGCCGGAUCCCGACAAGGUGCCUGCUUUGGGGGUGCUGGAGGCUUCGGUGCUGGAGGCUUCGGCACUGGUUUCAGUGCUGGCAGCUUUGGUGGUGGAUUUGGGAGCUCCUUUGGUGGCCGAGGUGGUUCUGGCUUCCCCGCCUGUCCUGCUGGGGGCAUCCAGCAGGUCACCAUCAACCAGAGCCUGCUGACCCCACUCCAUGUGGAAAUUGACCCUGAGAUCCAGAAAGUCCGCACUGAGGAACGUGAGCAGAUCAAGACCCUUAACAACAAGUUCGCCUCCUUCAUUGACAAGGUGCGGUUCUUAGAGCAACAGAACAAGGUCCUGGAGACCAAAUGGAACCUCCUCCAGCAGCAGACGACCACCACGUCCAGCAAAAACCUUGAGCCCCUCUUUGAGACCUACCUCAGUGCGCUAAGGCAUCAGCUGGAUACCUUUGUCAAUGACAAAGGGCGCCUGCAGUCUGAACUGAAGACCAUGCAGGACAGUGUAGAGGACUUCAAGACUAAGUAUGAAGAGGAAAUCAACAAACGCACAGCAGCUGAGAAUGACUUUGUGGUUCUCAAGAAGGACGUGGACGCUGCCUACAUGAACAAGGUGGAGUUGGAAGCCAAGGUGGACACCCUAACUGAUGAGAUCAACUUCCUGAGGGUCCUGUAUGAGGCGGAGCUGUCCCAGAUGCAGACCCAUGUCAGCGACACAUCUGUGGUCCUCUCUAUGGAUAACAACCGCAGCCUGGACCUGGACAGCAUCAUCGCUGAGGUCCGUGCCCAGUACGAGGAGAUCGCCCAGAAAAGCAAGGCUGAGGCCGAGGCGCUGUACCAGACCAAGGUCCAGCAGCUCCAGAACUCAGUGGAUCAACAUGGUGACAACCUGAAGAACACAAAGACUGAAAUGGCAGAGCUUAACAGAAUGAUCCAGAGGCUGCGGGCUGAGAUUGAGAAUGUCAAGAAGCAGUGCCAGACUCUGCAGGCGUCCGUGGCUGACGCUGAGCAGCGUGGUGACAACGCCCUCAAGGAUGCCUACAGCAAGCGCACAGAGCUGGAGACCGCCCUGCACCAGGCCAAGGAGGAGCUGGCACGGAUGCUGCGGGAGUACCAGGAGCUCAUGAGCGUGAAGCUGGCCCUGGACAUCGAGAUCGCCACCUACAGGAAGCUGCUGGAGGGCGAGGAGUGCAGAAUGUCUGGAGAAUACCAGAGUGCUGUGAGUAUCUCCAUGGUUGGCGGUGGCACCAGUGCUGGCAGUGUCGGCAGAGGAUUAGGAAGCUCCUCUGGGUUUGGCCUGGGUAGUGGCUUUGGCUCUGGCUCUGGAAGUGGCUUUGGGUUUGGUGGUGGUGUCUCCAGCAGUUCUGGAAGCAAGAUUGUCUCUACCACCACCCUGACCAAGAGAUCCUUACGGUAGAGAAGAUGAGGUUCCUGCAGACCCCUGCGCCCAGCCAGGCCCAGCCCUGGUGUCUCUGUGCUCCCUUUGCUUGGCUCCACUCCCCAAGCCCCUGAAGCUUGUCUUACCACUGUCACCUCCCCUCUCCUCUGAGCUCUCUCUGCGUCAGGGGGAUCCUCUGUGCUGGGAUGGAGACUCUACCUUUUUGGAGUUUGGUAGUUUUUUCUUAAUUUGGCCCUGGUGACCCAUCUGGAAUGGGAUCGAUGUCAGCCGACCUGUCACCUCCCAUGGACAGAGGAGAAAAUGGCCAAGAGCUUCACCUCCAGAAUUAUUAGAGUCACAUCUGUCCCCUCCCAGUCCAGUGCCAUUUCCUACUAGACCCUGGAUGUUCAUCUGUGCCAGGCCAAACUCAUUCUCCAUUGCCUUGCGUCAAGACCCACUCAGGGCCCCCACUCUGCUCUUCCCACAGCCGCUAUCCAUCUUCAGGUGAAUCUUUAAUAAAACGCUUUUGUCAUUCA